Messenger RNA from Empidonax traillii (willow flycatcher), 3954 nucleotides. RefSeq names its product LDL receptor related protein 8 (gene LRP8). Bases 35 to 2797 code for a protein of 920 amino acids. Gene Ontology annotation, molecular function: calcium ion binding; protein binding. NCBI's taxonomy places the organism in Eukaryota, Metazoa, Chordata, Aves, Passeriformes, Tyrannidae. The record is from RefSeq and is a predicted model, not a curated record. The transcript is spliced from 19 exons.
ACCGAGCGAGGGAGGGAGGGAGGGAGGGAGCACCAUGUGCCGGCCCGCGCUCGCCCGGCUGCUGCUCCUCCAGCUGCUGCUCGUCAAGCUGCACCUCGCCAAAGGCGCCGUCAAGGAGUGCGAGGAGGACCAGUUCCAGUGCCGGAACGAGCGGUGCAUCCCCGCCAUCUGGAAAUGCGACGAGGACGAUGACUGCUCGGACAACAGCGACGAGGCGGAUUGCCCAAAGAAAACUUGUGCUGAGUCAGAUUUCACCUGUGACAACGGCCACUGCAUCCCAGCCAGGUGGAAGUGUGAUGGUGAAGAAGAGUGUUCGGACGGGUCAGACGAGUCAGAAGCAGCAUGCACCAAGCAAGUAUGUCCAUCUGAAAAAAUUAGCUGUGGAGACCUAAGCAACAAGUGUAUCCCGUCGUCUUGGAGGUGUGAUGGGCAGAAGGAUUGUGAAAGUGGUAUUGAUGAGGCUGGCUGCACUCCUGCCUGUUCUCCCAACGAGUUCCAGUGCAGUAACAAGUCGUGCAUCUCCAUCAUCUUCGUGUGUGACGGUGACAAUGACUGCGGGGACGGCAGCGAUGAAAGGAAAUGCUCCCCCCUGACGUGCAACCCCAACGAGUUCCAGUGCAACAACAGCGUGUGCAUCCCGGAGCUGUGGGUGUGCGACAACCAGCCCGACUGCGAGGACCAGUCGGACGAGUCUGUGGAGAAGUGUGGCCACGACACCAAGGCCCUCAACACGUGCGCGGCCCACGAGUUCCAGUGCGGCAACGGGGAGUGCAUCCACCUCAACUGGAAGUGCGACGGGGACGAGGACUGCAAGGACAAGUCCGACGAGCAGGACUGCCCUCUGGUGACGUGCCGGCCGGAUGAAUUCCAGUGUGGGGACGGGACCUGUAUCCACGGAGCGAAGCAGUGUGACAAGGUGCACGACUGUCCCGACAAGAGCGACGAGGCUGGCUGUGUCCAAGAGUCAGCAUGUGAAAGUCCCAGCAAGUUUCAGUGUAAGAGUGGAGAGUGCAUUGACGGAGGCAAAGUGUGCGAUUCACAUAGAGACUGCAGGGACUGGUCUGACGAGCCUCUGAAAGAAUGUGGUACUAACGAAUGCUCCAUGAACAACGGCGGCUGCUCUCACAUAUGCAAGGACUUGAAGAUCGGCUACGAGUGCGAGUGCCCGCCCGGAUACAAGCUCCUGGAUAAGAAAACGUGUGGAGACAUAGAUGAAUGUGAGAAUCCAGACGCUUGUAGCCAGAUCUGCAUUAAUUACAAGGGAGACUACAAAUGUGAGUGCUACGAAGGAUACGAGAUGGACACCCUGUCCAAGAACUGCAAAGCUGUAGGCAAGAGCCCGUACCUGAUCUUCACCAACCGCCACGAGGUCCGUAAGAUAGACCUGGUGAAAAGGGACUAUUCCCGCAUCAUUCCCAUGCUGAAGAACGUCGUGGCGCUGGACGUGGAAGUGUCAACAAACAGAAUAUACUGGUGUGAUUUGUUCUACCGGAAAAUCUACAGUGCCUACAUAGACAAAGCGAGCGACACGGCCGAGCAGGUGAUCCUGAUCGACAGCCAGCUGAACUCCCCCGAGGGACUGGCCAUCGACUGGGUCCAUAAAAACAUCUACUGGACCGAUUCCGGAAACAAGACCAUCUCAGUGGCCACCGCAGAUGGAAGCAGGAGGAGGACACUUUUCAACACUGACCUCAGUGAGCCAAGGGCCAUUGCUGUUGAUCCCACUCAGAGGUUCAUGUACUGGUCUGACUGGGGAGACAAAGCCAAGAUCGAGAAAGCCGGUCUGAACGGUGUGGGGCGGCAGGUGCUGGUGAUGGACAACAUCGAGUGGCCGAACGGCAUCACCCUUGAUUUGCUGAAUCAGCGUCUGUACUGGGUAGACUCCAAGUUGCAUUCUCUGUCCUGCAUUGAUUUCAAUGGCAGCAACAGAAAAGUUCUGAUCUCCUCUGUGGAUGAUCUGAGCCAUCCUUUUGGCUUGGCAGUGUUUGAGGACAGAGUGUUCUGGACUGAUCUGGAGAACGAAGCGAUCUUCAGUGCAAACAGGCUCAACGGCUUGGACAUCUCCAUUCUGGCAGAGAACCUCAACAACCCUCACGACAUCGUGGUGUUCCAUGAAUUAAAGCAGCCCAAAGCUCCAGACUCCUGCGAGCUCAGCCCCCAGCCAAACGGAGGCUGUGACUACUUGUGUCUCCCUGCACCUCAGAUCUCUGCCCACUCUCCCAAGUACACCUGUGCCUGUCCUGACAACAUGUGGCUGGGUCCUGACAUGAAGAAAUGCUACAAAGACCUUCCAACAACUUCAGCUCCUGUUCUGGUUUCUACAACCACAGCACCCCCUUCUACUGGUACCACGCCCAUCACAGCUGUGCCUGGCAGUGCCAGGAACACCACCGAGGGCAUCCCCAGAGCUGUACCAGAGGCUACAAUUACCACCCCAAGUCUUCAUUUACCUUCCACCACAUCCAUCCUGAUAGACUCCGAGAUGACCACUGGAAACAGCAAUUUAUCCCAGCACUAUGCAAAUGAUGACGAAGGCUUUGGUUCAACUGUGACAGCGGCUGUGAUUGGAAUUGUCAUUCCUGUGGUGGUCAUCGGCCUGCUGUGCAUGGGGGGAUACCUCAUCUGGAGGAACUGGAAACGGAAGAACACCAAAAGCAUGAAUUUUGAUAAUCCAGUCUACAGGAAGACAACAGAAGAGGAGGAUGAAGAUGAGAUCCACAUUGGGCGGACGGCCCAAAUCGGACACGUGUACCCAGCACGUGUAGCACUGAGCUUAGAAGAUGACGGGUUGCCAUGAGGAUGAAGUUGCUGCUCCAAAAACACACCGAACAAACCUGCUUUGGAUCACAGAACCUGCUUCUUCCUUUUGAUCGUUAUUUAUGUUGCAGAAGGGUAACCACAAAGUUAUAAUGAACUGCAAACAUCCAAAGGAUGUGAGAGUUUUGUAUGUAUAAUCUUUUAUACACAUUUUAACUUGUUGCACUACCCAUUUGUGAUAGUGAAUAAGCGACAGCUGAGCUACUAACUCAAUGUACAUAACCAGCCAGGCUGAAGGCUCAGUAGCUAUUGCUUUAUUUUAAGACUAUAUUUAUAGAUAUUUUGUAAAUAUGUUGAAUAUGCUUUGUGGCUAUCCAUCAACAUAAGUAAAAUAAAUUCUGUACAGGCAGUUUAGAAAUAUUUAUUAACAAAAUCUGGAUUAUAAGAUCUGUUCUGUAAAUAUAGUAGAGGGGUGAGAGUAUUUAUUUUUUGUAUGUUUGGCUUGCUGUGCAUAGAUUAUCUGUGUAUAUAUCUAUCUGGACAAGAUAGAUAUAUAGGCAUAUAAAUAUAUACAUAUAUAUAAGAAUAUAUACAUAUAUUUUAAAACUACUAGCCUACAUUUAUGAAAAUUAGGGAUAAUUGAAUUUUUACAGGAUGUUUGAGAAGUUUGCUUUGAAAUCUAAAGACACUAAGUAAGAAAGAGCUGCAGGGUAAGACAGCUGACCAGCGAAGCACCAUUAGAAACAGCUCCAGAUUUCCAUCCUGGCUCUUAAGGGUUGCUUUGGCAUUUUCCAGUCUAUCCAUGAAGAAUCCUCUGCAGUGCUUUUAACUGGAGGGCUACUGCCUACAGCAUUCCAGUCAGGAGAAGCUCCUACAGCACCCAGGGGGUUUUUGUAUUGUUGCUUUUUAAACAGCUGGGUACAAAUCUGAUUUAAGUUUUUUGUUUGUUUCUAAAUGUAUAUCUGAAUGUUUUUCCACACUGGGAAUCUUGCACCUCUCAAAUCAGCUCAGAAUUAGCAGAAACAAAGAUGCAGCCCUGUCCUUCCACACAGCUGAAGUGAGCACUCCCCUUGGAUCAUCAGGAAAACAACACAAUAACUGAAGUCCCUUCCUUCCCUGCUUGCCCUUGUCCCCUGCUCGUACUGACUGACAGUCCAGCUCUGGGAGAGGCUGUGGCAGGUGUGGAAUUCUUUCAAG